AUGACAGUUUCCUGUCCGUCUGAAACUGAAAUCAUCAGAUGGUGCGAUGUAUUUACCUAGAGCCAGAUGAUCGUUUGGUGAUCUCUUGGGUGGAUAUAAUAUAACGUUUACAUUCAUAUCAUUAUAAAUUAAGAAUUAGGCAUGACUACAGAGUCUGACUUUCCAGAACUGUAAGUGUGAAUGGAGUGACAAAUCAUGGACAGCCAGUGCAGCAGCAGUGUGGAUUCACGGGCAGCUCUAGGAGGUGUGGUUUCCAUUAACUCCACCCCCAUUUCUGCCUAUGUCGAGUCCUAUGAAGCAGGAGAAAAGAAGUGCAUCUCUGAUGUCCGAAGAACCUUCUGCCUGUUUGUGACCUUUGACCUUUUGUUCAUCACAUUGCUGUGGAUCAUUGAGCUUAAUGUCAAUGGUGGUAUACAAGAUCAGUUGAUGAAAGAGGUGUUACAAUAUGAUUACCACAAAUCUUUUUUUGACAUAUUUCUCUUGGCAGUGUUCCGCUUUGCAGCCUUGAUUCUGGCAUAUGCAGUGUGUAAACUGCGUCAUUGGUGGGCCAUUGCAAUAACUACGGCCUUCACCACUGGUUUCUUGAUAGUAAAAGUAGUUGUAUCAAAGCUCCUCUCUCAGGGUGCUUUUGGAUACUUGUUACCCAUCAUCUCCUUCAUCCUGGCAUGGAUAGAGACGUGGCUCCUUGACUUCAAAGUGCUGCCCCAGGAGGCUGGUGAUGAAAUCAGGCAUCUUUCAGUGCAAAGUGCAAUAGAGAGAGAACCACUUUUAUACCCAGGACCAGUUUCAGAAGGCCAGUUCUACUCUCCUCCUGAGUCCAUGGCAGACUCUGAUGAAGACUUUGAUGAUAAACAUGAUCUUCAAGAUCCUAUCGUCUAGCAGGUGCUCGGUUUAAAACACUGAGUUUCGGACUCCUACAAAAGCCUUGUCCAGCAUUGCUCGCAGGUUAGUGUGUGUGUGAGUGAGUGCAGCACACAGUUUCUCUGCCUUACGUCCACCACUGCCACGAUCAGCAGUUUGGUACUCUGUCUGCCCACACUGGCAAUGUUCUUGGUGCAAUUGUUUUUUUUUUUCUUUAUUUUCUUUGUUUGUAUCUCCAUUUUUCUCAUCAGCACAAAACCAAUUCUGUUUAUUGUGCAGUACUGAUUGAAAACGGUGAAUGAAGGAUUUUAAUGUGAACUGUACAAUGUGUAUUAUGACCUUAAUCAACAGAUGAUAUCAGAGCUGAACUUGAGAAAUGUUUCAAGACAUGACACUCCUCAACUAUGCUUUUGUUUAACAGCAUGACUGCUGUUUCCCAAGUUCAUGCUGUAAGCUCCAGAUGUCUGCAGAACUGUGUAUUAAAUGGAUAGUUCACUCAAGAAUGAAGAUUCUGUCAUUAUGUACUCACCCUCAUGUAGUUUCAAAUCUGACUUUUAACUGUGGAACAUAAAAGCAGAUGUGAGGCAGAAUGACAUACUCUGGCACCAUUCACUUUCAUUAAAUGACAGAAGAUGCAAUGAAACGGAAUGGUGACUGAGAUUAACAUGCUGCCUAACGUCUCCUUUUGGGUUUGACAGAAACCCAAAGGAUUUCUGUCAAACCCAAAUUUCUAUUUUUGGGUGAACUGUCCAUUUAAAUACAUUUUAUGCCUGAAUGUGAAUAGCAGUAUGGUGUCAGGUCUGUGCUGCCACUCAUUUGUUUGUGAAGAUUUAAAAUGUUUCAUUUUUUUAAUACGUUUGCUAUCAGUCCAUGUGAAUGAUCACAAAGGUGGUAGAGGCAUGUUUAGUUCUUCUAAAAUGAUUUGGCUUGCAAAAUAAAGGACUCUCCUAAUUUUGCAUGAAAUAUUGUUAAACUAGGAGUUAUUUGACAUGAAAUGAUGCAUGGGUUUGUAAUAAGUUUUUAUGUUUUUGGCUCCUCAUCAAUAAGCAUUCCUAAACAUGUAAAUCAUCUUAAGUAAAUAAAAUCUCCAUCAUGUUAAAGGGAUAGUUGACCCAAAAAUGAAAAUGUUGAUCAUGCUCUUGUUGCUCCGAACCCAGUUGACUUGUGGAACACAAAUGGAGAUGUAGGUAGAAUGUUAGCCUGCAUGAAAAAAGAUGGUUUACAUCAUACAGGUUUGUAAAAUCAUGAGGUUUGUAAAGUGGCCUUUAGCUGUGCGAAAGGCACUUGAUAAAUAAAACGUAUUAUUAUCAUUAAAUGAUUACAUACAUUUCAUUUUUGGUCGAACUAUCUCUUUAAGUUUUUACUUGUGCCAUGCUUACUGAAUAAGGGCUUAUGUGCCUGGUGCAGGCCUGGGAUCUCCAGUUUUUGUUUUUGUAUAAUUAGAGUUAAGAAAUGUAUCUCCAUACUGUAUGUACCCAUCAGAAAGCCUUGAAGUAUGCAGAAUAGUAUCUGAUUGUAUUCUUCAUUAUAUAUUAAAACAGUUACUGUUUUUAUUAUAUGCGUGUCUUUUUGUUCAGAAUAUGCAUCAGUACUGUAUGUUUUGGUGAGAAAACAAACGGAAACCCUGCUUGAGAGUGAGCUUGUGCUCUCACGGAUGUUGCAGUCAAAGCUUGCUGCAAACUUCUUGCCCACAAAUAACAGCUUAGA
Molecule: messenger RNA, 2568 nt
Organism: Xyrauchen texanus (razorback sucker)
Lineage: Eukaryota; Metazoa; Chordata; Actinopteri; Cypriniformes; Catostomidae
Product: STARD3 N-terminal-like protein
Exons: 9
Coding region: 196-879 (227 amino acids)
Source: RefSeq, a predicted model, not a curated record